This is a messenger RNA of Aethina tumida (small hive beetle), 2054 nucleotides long. RefSeq names its product zinc finger CCCH domain-containing protein 14 (gene Nab2). Gene Ontology annotation, biological process: regulation of mRNA stability. Lineage: Eukaryota; Metazoa; Arthropoda; Insecta; Coleoptera; Nitidulidae. The record is from RefSeq and is a predicted model, not a curated record. The coding region runs from base 84 to 1847 and encodes 587 amino acids. Gene Ontology annotation, cellular component: cytoplasm; nucleus. The transcript has 7 exons. Gene Ontology annotation, molecular function: poly(A) binding; metal ion binding.
UUUUGGAACUAUUAAAUUUCCAAACAAAUAUAAAUAGCUUAUAUUAAGAAAAAUAAAUCAUUCUGGCGAGUAAUAUUGAUAAAAUGGACGCAGUUGGUGCUGAAGUGGGCCAAAAAAUGAGGUCAGCAAUUAAGGCCAAACUGACCGAACUUGAGUGUUACGUAGAUGAUGAAUUACCAGAUUACAUUAUGGUAAUGGUGGCAAAUAAGAGGUCAAAAUCUCAGAUGAAUGAAGACUUAACAUUGUUUCUAAACAACAAAACGUCCACUUUUGUUGAUUGGCUACAUAUUGUCCUCAAAAAACUUAAGGAAGUUACUGUCACUAAUCCAGAAGUGUACAAAAAAGCAAUUAAAAGAAAAACAAGUACUGAGGAUGAACUGAAAGUGAAAAAAGAGAAGAAAGACAAACCAAAAAAACCUGCAGAAGUAAAAAAGGAACCGAGAUCAUUGACUGAUGAUUUGCCCAUUAACAUCAACCGCAUGUCAGAGUCCAGAAAAAUAGUUGUGACAAAAGACAACAGUGAUGGAUUUGACAUACCUUUGUUGAGUGAGGCAAAGAAGCUGGAAGAAAUUGAAGAUAGGAUCAAGACUGUGAAAAAAAGACUGGGUGGAAUUGUCAACAGUGAUGAUGAUGAGGAGAGCCUGCAACAAAAAGCUGACAAACUAAAAGCUAAAAGAAUAGUUAUAGAGUCUAAAAAUGGUGACAAAUCAGAUGUUAACAAAACCGACGACCAAAAAGAGUCAAGAAAGCUUGAAAGAAAACGAAUAACCUUCCCAGAUGAAGACACAAAAACGUCGUCAAAAGGAUCAGCCUUAAAUCGACUAGGAAAACGUUCAUCAGAUCGAAAGGACGAACCAUUGGACAAAAAACGAAGGCUACCUGACGUACGGUCGCAGAUUAAUAAGAAUAGAAAUGAUGGUCGGAAGAAAAACUUUCAGAAAGAAGGUAUUUUAAGUAGGUUGGGUGUGAUGUCAAAGGUUUCUGUACCUGAAAAACCUUUAGAUGAAAGGGUGGAGAUGAAGGAAGUCAGAAGUAUGAUCACAGUUAAACCAAGAAGUAUUCCUCCAAAUGCACAACUGGCCAACAAAAAUCUUAUUUUAAAAGCUGUCGCAGAUGCCCAACGAAGCAUUGCUCAAGCUCCAGUUGUUGGCAUCAACUCUAAUCCGAGCGCAUUGUACACGAAAAACUACCUGAAACAAAAAGAAAAGCCGACCGUGGCAAAAGUAGCAGCCCAGUCAAAAAACAAGUUAAAAAACAUGCUCGAAUCCAUAAGCGAAAACAGGUUACAGUAUUCUGAUUCUGACGGGGAGGAAUACGUACCCAAGCCAGUCAACAAGUCCCCUUACACAUCACCAAGUUACACUCCGACCUCGGCCACCUCCCCAAGUUACACUCCCACUUCCCCAACGUUCGUCGUCAACCUUAAUAAAUCCUAUCAAGAGGUACGAUCCGGCAAGAUUUCCCCAAUAAUUUUCGACCCAUCCACUCCUGUUUCCACAUCAAAGCCGAUGCCUAACGUGCCGGACACAUUACCGAAGGUGGCGAUCGCCAAGAAAAAGGAGCCGUGCAAGUACUACCCGAACUGCAAGUGGGGCGACAAGUGCGAGUACACGCACGUGAGGAAAAGCUGCGAAAUGUUCCCGUACUGCAGCUUCGGCGAGAGCUGCAUGUACACACAUCCGUCGUGCAAGUUUGGCGUAUCUUGCACCAAGAGGGACUGCCCAUACAGUCAUGGCAGGGGUAAAACGGAGUUUGCGAAGCUGUGCAAGUUCGGCAAGUUCUGUAAGAACGCCGACUGCAAAUUCGGGCACACAUUCAUAGGCCCGAACCGCAAGCUCAAGUCGUAAAUGUAUAUUAUAUGUUGCGUUACAUUUAAGUGUAAAUACUGUUAAGUGGAAUGUAACACUCUAAUUAUAAUUAUUUAUUAUUUUUAGUACCAUCAAGUAAAAAUUAUAGAAUUGUUAUUUUCAACGAGUUUUAUCCAUUGUUUUAUUUGUAAAUACGGCUUUAUUAGAAUGUAAUUCAUUGAUUAUAGUAAAUAUAAUUUUUAUUAA